Aspergillus sclerotioniger CBS 115572 is the source of this 1702-nucleotide messenger RNA. RefSeq names its product MDR family MFS transporter. The record is from RefSeq and is a predicted model, not a curated record. Lineage: Eukaryota; Fungi; Ascomycota; Eurotiomycetes; Eurotiales; Aspergillaceae. Bases 7 to 1644 code for a protein of 545 amino acids. The transcript has 2 exons. Gene Ontology annotation, biological process: transmembrane transport. Gene Ontology annotation, molecular function: transmembrane transporter activity.
CUCAUCAUGUCCAAAAAAUCCCUUCCUUCCCCGCCGAUGGACAACCCGCCACCCGUUAAAAAAGGCUGGCGGUUCUGGGCCAUAUUUGCAGCUCUCACCGUCACCUCGUUACUCUCCGCAUUAGACGCCUCCGUCAUCUCCACGGCCCUGCCCACCAUCGUCCAGGACCUGAACUCGGGCGAUUCCUACGUGUGGAUCUCCAAUGCAUACAUGCUCACCAUGGCCGCAUUCCAACCCCUCUACGGCCAAACCGCCAACAUCUUCGGCCGUCGCAGCUUGACCAUUCUCUCCGUCGUUCUGUUUGCCGUCGGCUCCGCCGUCUCAGGAUCAGCCAAGAGUACCGGAGCCCUCAUCGCCGGCCGUACCAUCCAAGGCCUCGGCGGCGGCGGCAUCAACGUCCUGGUCGAUAUCAUCGUCAGUGAUCUGCUCCCGCUCCGCGAGCGGCCCAAAUACAUGGGCGUCAUCUUCUCCGUCUUCGCCGUCGCCCUCUCCCUCGGCCCCGUCAUCGGUGGCCUCAUGACCCAACGCGUCACCUGGCGCUGGAUCUUCUACCUCAACCUCCCCAUCUGCGGUGCCGCACUCCUCCUCCUCGUCCCCUUCCUCCACGUCAACUACAAGAAAGACUCCAUCCGCAACAUGCUCCGCCGCGUCGACCUCAUCGGUAACGCCCUCCUCAUCGCCUCUGUCGUCGCCAUCCUCCUAGCCCUAACCUGGGGCGGCACCGUCCACCCCUGGUCCUCCUGGCGCACCCUCGUGCCCCUGAUCCUCGGACUCCUCGGCCUCAUCUCCUUCCUGGCCCUAGAAGCCUCGACUCUCCUCCCCACCGACGAACCAACCAUGCCCCUCCGCCUCUUCGGCAACCGCACCUCCCUCGGUGCCUUCGGCCUCACCUUCAUCCACGCCAUGCUCACCUACUGGAUCACCUACUUCCUCCCCGUCUACUUCCAAGCCGUGAAAGAAGCCUCCCCGAUCCGUUCCGGCGUCGACCUCCUCCCCAGCGCCGUAACCGGCAUCCCAUUCGCCAUUAUCGCCGGCGGCGGUCUCUCCACCAUCAACCGCUACCGACCCUUCCACUUCGUCGGCUUCGCCUUCCUCGUCAUCACCUGCGGCCUCUUCACCCUCCUCGACGCCUCCUCUUCCGAGGGUGACUGGGUCGGGUUUCAGAUCCUCGGCGCCGCAGGCGUCGGCACUCUCCUCACAACCACCCUACCGGCCCUCCAAGCGCCCCUGUCCGAGGCUGACGUUGCCGUCGCCACAGCCACAUGGGCCUUUCUCCGCAGUCUGGGCGGCAUCUGGGGCGUGGCUAUUCCGUCUGCAGUGUUUAAUAGCCAAGUCAAUUGGUUACUUCCGUCGAGGUUGAGCGGAGAUCCAGACUUACAAGCUCGUCUGGCGAACGGGGGUGCAUACGAGCUGGCCACCAAGUCCUUCAUAACCUCCCUGAAUGAUCAGCCGAGGGUCAAGGCCGCUGUGGUGGGCGUGUAUGUGGAUAGCCUGCGCAUUGUGUGGUAUGUUGGUCUCGCGUUUGCUCUUCUGGGGUUUUUGGUGGCGUUUGUGUUGAAGGAGGUGCCGAUGCGGGAACAUCUGGAGACGGAGUUUGGGUUGCAGGAGGAGAAGAGGAGGGAGGUGGAAGAGGGGAGUGAUUGAUUUUGGGUUUGUCUUUACAGACAGAGAGAGUAUGUGUGUGCGUGUGUGUUUACUAGAU